GGGAUACGUUGUUGUUGUCUACACUACGCUCUGCAACUCUGCAGUGACACUACUCCGGUUCUCACAUUCUCUCUAGGACGACUACAUCAGGAAUGUGGAGGAAACCCCAGUAUCGGAUGAAACUGUGGACACCACCAAGGAUCUGUGCCAGAAGGUGAAGUGUAGCCGCCACAAGAUCUGUGUUACCCAGGGUUACCAGAGAGCAACGUGUGUCAAUGUCAACCGGAAGAAGCUGGAGCACAGAAGCAGACAGCCUGUAGAGCUGAUGCCUCAUGAGAACACCUGUAAGCCCUGCCCUGUGGCCGCUGCCUCCCCUGUGUGUGGUACGGAUAAACACAACUACGCCUCUCAGUGUAAGUUGGAGCAGCAGGGCUGUCUAACAGGGAAGGAUCUGAGUGUGAAAUGCCAGGGCAUGUGCCCCUGUGCCACCGCUGCCACCCCCAUCACAGAGACCGAGGACAAACACGAGAGCUGUACCGGGCAGGACCUGGCAGACCUUGGAGACCGCCUCAGAGACUGGUUCCAACUGCUCCAUGGAAACGCCAAGCAGAACAACUCAGGCAAGCCUGGACCUGGCACCGCCUCAGUCCUGGACAAGAGCCUGGUGGCCAGCUGUAAGGAUUCCAUAGGCUGGAUGUUCUCUAAGCUGGAUACUAAUACUGACCUGUAUCUGGACCAGGCCGAGCUGGCAGCUAUCAACCUGGACAAGUAUGAGGUGUGCAUCCGCCCCUUCUUCAACUCCUGUGACGGAUACAAGGAUGGGAGGGUUUCCACCGCAGAGUGGUGCCUCUGCUUCUGGAGGGAAAAGCCCGCUUGUCUGGCUGAACUGGAGAGGAUCCAGGUUCAACAAGUGGCCAAGAAGAAGCCUGGUAAGUGUCUGUCUCAUAACAGGGACUUUACAGGAAAUUGUCCCAAAUG
This is a messenger RNA of Oncorhynchus keta (chum salmon), 918 nucleotides long. Its product is annotated as testican-2-like. The annotation marks the transcript as partial. Gene Ontology annotation, molecular function: protein binding; calcium ion binding. NCBI's taxonomy places the organism in Eukaryota, Metazoa, Chordata, Actinopteri, Salmoniformes, Salmonidae. The record is from RefSeq and is a predicted model, not a curated record. The transcript has 8 exons.